GUAUCUCCACGACCCUCGACACUGACAGGAUCGAAUUUGACUGUCUGAGACUGAUUGUUACUGACAUUAUUUGCUGCUGUCUCUAUGGUUAUUUCUGUUAACCUGUAGUGGAUUAGUCAAAAUGUAUUUUCUUCAUCAAGGAAUGUCCAGGAGUUCAUUGAGAAAAACGAUUUCGAGAAUGAAUUAUAUUUGUCGGAGGACGAACCGCUCUUCGGCAUUAGCGACCAGGCCAGCGCUAAGGCAAAGCGAAUUCACCUUGGCCCCGACGGACUCGGCGGAAUGUGAUACUAAAUUCCGGCAACGACCUCGGCUGCUGCAAAGUUUACUUGAUGAUGCAACACCAACCAUGCCAACAUUUUCACAGACACAAUUCUCGCAAUGUUUUCAGAAUGCUUGCUCAGUGAAGAAAUACCAUAACCUUUUGAAGGAAAUCUGUGCUUUUGACUGUGUUUUGAAGAGGUCUGGAUAUAAUGACAGGAAAUCAUUAUCUAGACUACUUGUAUCCAUGGAUAACAUGAGGAGUUUUAGCACAACAAGUGCAAUGCAACAACAGAGAGAGAGUCAGGACCAGAAGGAUGAUGAUGAUCCAAGUAGGAAGGCUGGUGAUGGUGAGAAUAUCCGUAUGUUGAUCGUUUUGAUGCUGAUCUUAACUCUUCUAAAUCUUCUUUCAAGAGGUGAUGAGGCUCAGAAUAUCUCAUGGCAAACAUUUGUUAAUGAGAUGCUUGCCAAAGGAGAGGUAAAAAGUCUAUCAGUGACAUAUUAUGAUUCUGAUGGGAGUGGAGAGAGUAAGAAUCCUGAAUCUGAUGUGGUCCAUGUUUUCCUUCAUGACGGUGCUAUUGUCUUUGGUAGAGAGGUUGGAAGAGGACAGCCCAACCAUUUUAGGAUGCGUGUAGGCAACAUUAAGAAAUUUGAGCAAAAACUUAGAGAGGUGGAAGAACAGCUUGGGAUUGCACACAAUGAUAGAAUUCAGAUCCGCUACCAGCAUUCUAGCUCCGAUGGAAUGAUGAGUAUCCUUGGGACUGUUCUUGUUCUAGGUUUUCUUCUUUAUGUUAUCCGUUCAGCAUUGAGAGGAGGGGGAAUGAAUGCUUUUACUCAGAUGACCAAGGCUCGAUUCACAGUUGUAGAGGAAGGUGCUUCUAAAGGAGUCUCCUUCAAGGAUGUAGCUGGCCUCAGAGAAGCCAAACAAGAAGUCAUGGAGUUUGUUGACUAUCUGAAAAGACCAGAAAAGUUCCAAGAACUCGGUGCAAAGGUACCCAAGGGUGCCCUUCUCUUGGGGCCUCCUGGUUGUGGGAAGACUCUUCUUGCAAAGGCAGUAGCUACUGAAGCCAAUGUACCCUUCCUAGCCAUGGCUGGAUCAGAGUUUGUAGAGAUGAUUGGAGGCUUAGGGGCUGCUAGGGUUAGGAGCCUCUUCAAGGAGGCACGUAAUAGAGCCCCUUGCAUCGUCUAUAUCGAUGAGUUAGAUGCUAUCGGCAGGAAACGAUCAGAAUCAGCUAAUAUCAAUUCAUCUGGUGAGGAGGAACAGACGUUGAAUCAGCUUUUAGUUGAGAUGGAUGGAAUGGGAACUCAGAAAGAUGUUAUUAUGCUUGCUUCUACUAACCGGGCUGAUAUAUUAGAUAAGGCUCUACUGCGUCCUGGUCGGUUUGAUCGUCAUAUCUUGAUUGACACACCCACCAUGCUAGAGAGAAAAGAGAUCUUUGAAGUUCAUCUCAAGAAAUUAGUCCUAGAGAAGAAACCAGAACAAUAUUCUACUAGGUUGGCUCAGCUUACUCCAGGAAUGAGUGGAGCUGACAUAGCCAACAUCUGCAAUGAAGCUGCCCUUCAUGCUGCCAGAGAGAACCACAAGGCUGUUCACACUGAUAACUUUGAAUACGCUGUUGAACGUAUUGUAGCAGGUGCAGCAAAGUCUGAAAAUGUCAUGUCAAAGGAAGAACGUAAAGUAGUGGCUUUUCAUGAGUCUGGACAUGCCCUCGUAGGAUGGUUGUUGGAACAUACCGAUGCUUUGAUGAAGGUGUCCAUUGUACCAAGAGCAAGUGCAGCCUUAGGGUUUGCUCAGUAUCUCCCCUCAGAUCAAAAACUUUACUCAAAAGAACAGUUGUUUGACAGGAUGUGUAUGGCUUUGGGAGGUCGAGUAGCGGAAGCUAUAAUCUUCAACAAAGUUACUACAGGAGCUCAGGAUGAUCUGAACAGAGUCACCAAGAUGGCCUACUCUCAGAUCAGAUCUCUUGGAAUGAAUGAUGAAGUUGGUCACCUAUCCUUUCCUGAGGGGAGUUCCAGUGAGCUGGGCAAGAGACCUUACAGUCAUCAGCUACAGAAUAUUAUAGAUGAGGAAGCAAGGAAGUUGGUUGCUACAGCAUACAGAGCUACAGAAACUCUACUUACCCAGCAUGUAGAUACACUGAAAUUGUUGGCCAGUAAUCUCUUUGAAAAAGAAGUUUUGAACUACAAGGAUGUGGAAGCUCUAAUUGGACCGCCACCAUUUGGACAUAAGAAGCAGAUUUCUAUAGAUGACUUUGACAUUAUGAACUAUGGAGAUGAUGAAAUGGAUGCAGAAAACUUAGAGAGAAAGAAACAACAAGAACGGAGACUUAAUGAACAACAAGAGGAGGAAAGGUGAUUGAUGUGACUGAAGGAACUGAUAUUUGUUCAAGAUGCUCAGAGGACAUUAUGUUGUUCUGUCAUUUACCAAGAUAUGAAGAAUUGUUUUAUACUGUGAAACCAGUUUAAUUUGUCAUUGUCCAACAAAAGUUUGGAUUACCCUGCUUGAGCAAGGCUUAUAAUAUGCUGAAAAUAUUUGCUACAUUACAGUAAGUGUGCAGUACAGUGCCAUGUGAGU
This is a messenger RNA of Lytechinus variegatus (green sea urchin), 2833 nucleotides long. RefSeq names its product paraplegin-like (gene spg7). Gene Ontology annotation, molecular function: ATP-dependent peptidase activity; metalloendopeptidase activity; ATP hydrolysis activity. The transcript is spliced from 16 exons. Gene Ontology annotation, biological process: protein-containing complex assembly; mitochondrial protein processing. Gene Ontology annotation, cellular component: membrane; m-AAA complex. The record is from RefSeq and is a predicted model, not a curated record. The coding region runs from base 122 to 2614 and encodes 830 amino acids. Lineage: Eukaryota; Metazoa; Echinodermata; Echinoidea; Temnopleuroida; Toxopneustidae.